This is a messenger RNA of Seminavis robusta, 666 nucleotides long. NCBI's taxonomy places the organism in Eukaryota, Bacillariophyta, Bacillariophyceae, Naviculales, Naviculaceae. The record is from the annotation of a GenBank genome assembly.
AUGGCGGCCUUGACUAUUACUCUUCAAAACCAAAUCUCUGGUCUCAACCACCAAGGAGCCAUUGCCUUGGCGUGUGGCAAUGAAAAGGAAGCACACAGAUCAUUCAAGGGCGCGUUGGAAAUGCUUGGUUUCCUCUCGAACAAUCUCGAGAUCGCGGAGGCCGACGGAGGCGCGUUACACCCGGCAUUGGUUUCCUCCGUACCAUCUCCUGGAGUCGCUGACGAGCGCUUCUUUGUCUUUGGAGAGGCACUGUUGUUUCAAUUUGGCGAUGGUGAGGUGCCGAGUCUCCAAGACGUCUGUUUCUGCAGCUGCCUCUCCCUCUUCAACAUGGCGUUGACGUACCACAGGAAGGCGAUGCUAACGGGCACCCGUCAGCUCUUUCUCACAGCGUCCAGAAUCUACGAGCAAGCUUUGAGUGUCGCAGAUGGUCUGCCCGAAGAAAGUGCCAAUGUUGGUUGCGUCCAGGUCCUCAUCCGCAACAACUUGGCGCACAUUUUCUACUACGAGCUCGAUUGCUUUGAGGAAUCGCUCCAACAUCUCGAGAGGAUCAAGGCGUCGAUUCAAGUCUUUGAAAAUGGAUUGUUCCGCAUGGACAGUCCCUCCAAGGACGAAAUCCUUUUGAACCUUUUGCUAACCAAGCCCCCCAUGACGGCAAGAUGCGCCUGA